AUGUCUAAUAAUCGAUCGCUGAAAGGCUUUUUCGUCAUGACCACACAAGCACUGGCUUGGUUAUUAUUUGUAAUGAUUUUCCUCUUAUCGGGAAGAGUUAUAUAUUACUAUUACAAGGAAAAUUACUCACAUCAUUCUACAGAUGAGCCUUACAAGUGUAUCAUGUCUUGGAUGAGACCGAAUUAUAUUUCAUUGCCUUUUACGUAUUAUCAUGAUGAGGUUGGUGCAGGUCGUGGAGUAAAUAAUGCUUCUUCAACCACAAAACCACCAAUGUACACAUUGUAUCGAUAUGUGGAUGAUAUUGAUCCGAUGAGAAAUCAAAAAAUUGCUCCAAAUUCAAAAUACUAUCGAGGAAUACCUGUGUUGUUUGUGCACGGAAAUUCUGGAUCGUAUAAACAAGUUCGUGGACUUGGAAUAUCUAUUGUGGAAUUUCUGACUGGAAAGGAGAAGCAUCAACUUGACCACAAAAUAUAUUUUGAUUUAUUUCAUGGGUCGUACUUGAGAGAAAUUGUCAAUAAGAGCUCCUUGAAAGAUUUUGACAUAUUUGCAGUGGACUUUAAUGAGCAAUUGAGCGCAUUGAGUGGUGACGUUCUCAUCGAGCAGUCAAAAUAUGUGAGAGGAGUCUUAAAGUACAUCACAUCUCUGUACUCUGAGGAUCACAAACCUUCAGAAAUCAUUGCAAUUGGUCACAGUAUGGGAGGAAUUGUUCUUAAGGCUGCUGCAGCUCUCAAAUCAAAAGAUGUUCUUCCUGUACGAACCAUUUUGACUCUUAGCACUCCAUUUCAAAGACAUCCAAUACUUCUUGAUAGAGAUAGUGACCUCUUUUAUCAGCAACUUGUUCGUCUGCCGCAUUCCAAGAUUGAUAUCUUCUCUGUUGGUGGCGGAUGGCAUGAUGAGCUUAUUAGAAGUGAUCUGACAGGAAAUCCACUGCUCUACAAGAAUAAUUCCAAUUUUCACCAUGUCAUUUCCACAACGUCAGUGCCUAGCGUACACUGCUCAACAGAUCAUCAAGCAAUUACCUGGUGCAAACAAAUUGUGUUAGCAAUUUCAAAAUUUAUUAUUCACUAUGCUGCGGAAGGAGGAGCAAAUUUAUCGUCAAGCGAAAAGAAGGCAAUUUUCAACAGGUAUUUUGUGGAUGCAAACUCUAAAUUGGAUUUUUAUUCGAAUUCAAACAGGAGAUUGAAUGUGGAAAAAAUCUUAAAUAUGUCAGAUGGGAUUUCACCUGGAUCAACAGUUCUCAACGCUGGACUUUCCUUGUUGAAUUUGAGACGCAUGCUUGAAAAUGAAGAUUCUUUUACCAUAGUCUCAACCAGUGCAAGAUCUGACAUUAUUAUUUCUCUCAUUGAAGAUAAAACCAGCAAAACAGGACAAAUUUUACUGCACGAAAACAUUGACAUGUUACCCUACUUUAAAGUGGUAGGAAAAAUGAACGAUAUUGAAGACAAGACUAUUAGUAGGAGCGCCAUCAAAACGAAAAUAACCUUCCACAAAUCUCAACUCGAAAAAUUUAGCUACAUGCUCAUUGAUACCAGUCAUCCAACAUCGGUAAUUACUCAUUCCUCUCAAAAAGCUGCCACCAUUGAAGAGCCUCUCACAUUACAACAAUUACUGUUCGACUUUUUUAACAGAAGAAGAGUGCUACUUAAAAACUCUAUGAGCUAUACCUCUGUGAAUUUUCCCAAUUUACCAACACAAUUUGUCUAUCAGGUGACAUUUACUAACAAAUGCUCUAAUCCCUCCUUGGUUGACACCCUCGUCGAAAUGAAAUCACACAAUGCCAAAGAAUCAAGAAUUGAGCAAUUCCCAGCCAACUCUCCAGCAACUUUUAAAGUGAAAUUCUUUGAGAGCUCUAAAACUCCAUCGGGAUUCAAAAUUGACAUGUACAGAAUUUGUAGCAACGCAGACUAUGAAAUUGAGAUUCAACUUGACAUUCCAACCACAUUAAUCAUGUUCUUUAGAUAUCAUUACUCAACUACCAUUCUCUCUGACAUAUUCUCGCUCAUUUUAUUUACCACAGCAUACAUUGCAUGGAAUAGCUUUGAAGUUUCAUUUACACGGGCCCUGAAUACCACUCUUCUCGCACGUGGCUUUAUUAUAAUUGCAAUUCAAUUAUUGAACAUUCACAUGUAUGCGGACCCGAGAGAAAUUUCGUAUUUUUCUUUCCACGAAAGCGAACCCUUGUAUAUUGUACUUUCCCUCUUUGUAGCCUAUUUCAUGCUACAAUUGCUUAAUAUUUUAUUUAUUUUAAUUUCAUAUAUUAUUUAUUUGCCAUCUUUAAUGUUUGGAUUUUUACUGAGAAAUAAGUGGAUUAUAUUUGUAUUUUCAUUUGUGAUCUCUGUGGCAGUGACUCGAUACCUGCAUGUAGGCGUAGGAUUUGUAUUGACAUUUUUAUUCAUGCUUGGUAAUAUUGCAGUGUCAAGAAAAUAUGACAAUGCCUCUCAACAAGUGAUGAAAUACUCCUAUCUCAUGUUUCACAUCAUUCCAACACUAAUAUUUUUACCAUCUCUAGUGGUCUGGCUCAAGGAAUGGAACGAAACCAUGCAAUGGAUGAGAAAGUCCGCCACUCCUUCAAGCACGCACGAAAUUAUGUCUGUUUACAGAAAUUUAUUUGACAUUAUGGUGCAAUCGAAGCCAGAAGCCCGUUUUGCAAAUAGAGUGCAACCACUGUUGUUAGUACCUUGCAUGAUCGUUUUUGCUGCAAUAUUUGGUGCCUCCACUAUGUCAAGUUCAAACAAUUCUUUCAGAAAUUAUUUAUUAAUGGCAUUAUUGGAAAUUGCAGCAUGCAUUGGAACUUUGUAUUUCCGGUUUGGUGUCUAUGGAUAUGUGUUGGCUUGUUCUGGAGCCAUCUCUGUCUACAUUUUGAUAGUGACCUUGUUGAAGAGAGUUGUACAUUCUGAUGAACAGAAAGAAAAGACUGAAUAA
Messenger RNA from Naegleria lovaniensis, 2922 nucleotides. RefSeq lists its product as uncharacterized. Gene Ontology annotation, cellular component: endoplasmic reticulum. Gene Ontology annotation, biological process: endoplasmic reticulum to Golgi vesicle-mediated transport; GPI anchor metabolic process. The record is from RefSeq and is a predicted model, not a curated record. The transcript has a single exon. Bases 1 to 2922 code for a protein of 973 amino acids. Gene Ontology annotation, molecular function: phosphatidylinositol deacylase activity. NCBI's taxonomy places the organism in Eukaryota, Heterolobosea, Eutetramitea, Acrasida, Naegleriidae.